Drosophila albomicans is the source of this 1404-nucleotide messenger RNA. Its product is annotated as sentrin-specific protease 8-like. The record is from RefSeq and is a predicted model, not a curated record. The transcript has 2 exons. Lineage: Eukaryota; Metazoa; Arthropoda; Insecta; Diptera; Drosophilidae. Gene Ontology annotation, biological process: proteolysis. Gene Ontology annotation, molecular function: cysteine-type peptidase activity; deNEDDylase activity. Bases 172 to 1212 code for a protein of 346 amino acids.
CGUCGCAUUGCCAAUGAAUUUGUGUGUCGCAAGUCGGCUUGGGAUUCAUUUGUAGUUUGAAAUUCGUAUUGUAUUUUUUCGCUUUCAUUCAACAUAACAAAAAAUACUGUAUAAUUUUGUCCAUUUAGCGAUCAUCGGAAAAGGAGCAACACAAAGCGAACAAGCAUAAAGAUGCCACGAAACGUACGACAAAAGAAGCGCGCCGAGCGUCGCAUGCAACAAGCUAAGAAUGCCACCAUUGCCCCAGUUGGCGUGCCAGUUGCUGUCUCUGUGGGCAAGGAGAGGUCGUUGCCAGCUUCGGAGUGCAAUGGCAAGAAGAAGCCUGGCCACAGCCAGAUGGAUAAGCAAGCCAUGGGUGAUGGUGGAAUGAAGUGUAGCGACAACGACAACGACAACAAGAACGAGAACGAGAAAGACGAAAACAACAUUAAAAGCAGCAGCAACGAGAAGAACAACAAUAUCAGCGAUGAUGACGGCGACAACUAUAUCGAGGGAAGCGACAAGAACGCGUGCUCGAGCAACAGCAACAGCAGCCUCAACGUCAAUGCGAACAUGAGGAAGCCGCGCGCAUCUCGCGCUGAUCCGAUAUUGGCAGCACUGAGCCGCAACUCGCUGCGCAUGAGCGAUGUGCAGCUGCUGCAUGGUCCGCACUGGAUCAACGAGGCGAUUGUGAACUUCUAUUUCGCCUACAUGGAGGAGAUCAAGUACAAGGCCAACGAUGACUUUCUCUUCCUCACGCCCGAGAUGUCGCAGUGCAUGCUGUACAUGGACGACAAGGAGCUGCACUCGCUGCUCGUUGCCCAGUACAAGGCGACGCGCAAGUCCUUCAUAUUCAUGGCCUUGAAUGGGGUGCGCACUCGGGAUCGUAAUACGGCGCACUUUACGCUCUUGGUUGCCUCGCGACCCGACAAGGCCUUCUAUCACUUUGACUCGUAUGGAGGCAACAAUUCAAGUGAGUCGCUGGAGCUGUCCAACAACAUCAAGGAUGUGCUGGAGAUGCAGCACGCGCGCUUCCGCUGCCAGCGCUGCUUGCAGCAGACCAACGACUACGAUUGCGGCAUUCAUGUCAUUUGCAUGGUCGAUCAGCUGACCGACUAUGUGAAUCGCUAUGACAGCCUCGAUGGGGUCCAGCCGCUGCCCCAGGAUGUCGUCAAGGCCAAGCGCAAUCAGCUAAUCAAGCUCGUCGCAUCGCUGGGUAAGCUCAUCGCUUAGAAUGAGCCCAUCUACGUCGUUCUCUCCGUCUCUCAAAAACACAGCGACAACAACAACGACAACUACUGCAAAAUGCGGUAGAAACUAAAACAAAAAAUGCGUUUGUAUUUUGUGAACACACACAACACUAACACACUGUAAGAAGCAACUUCUCAGCAUAUUGACAGAGACAUUAAAUGACAUUGAAUAAUA